Trichoderma asperellum CBS 433.97 is the source of this 3306-nucleotide messenger RNA. NCBI's taxonomy places the organism in Eukaryota, Fungi, Ascomycota, Sordariomycetes, Hypocreales, Hypocreaceae. The record is from RefSeq and is a predicted model, not a curated record.
AUGGCCGAAUUCGAUGAAAUCAAGGAUCGAGAUCCUUAUACGUUUAUUCCGGCUGAUGAAUUCUUCAAUCAUAUCGACAACGACUUGUUUGAUUCAUGUAUUAGACAGCCCGAGAGAGCUUCAUUUGAUGAGGCUGACCAGCCAAAAAUACAGAUCAACGGCGAAGCGAGAAAUGUGUUUCAGCAUGGCAAAAUUUUUCGGCUACAUGAACCACUGGAAGAUGAGCCAGAUGAAGAAUCUCUGCUAUUGAUAGAAUUUAUACGACCUCAAGUUUGGAGAAUUCGCUUCAAUCCUGCUGCCGCAAGUAAAUGUUGCUUUAAAGAUGAGAACAGUCGUGCUAUUGCAUGCCCUAGCAUGUCCGAACUUAUUACGAAAUUGGAUGAUUUUGAAGGGCUUGACUGGAGAGUUGAGCUGAUAUCCAAUGUUCCGUCAUACUACAUUUUACAAUCCGUGAAGACUGGUGCUGAGAAACCAGAGGUUCAGCUUUGGAUUCAGAAACGGCCAUUUCAGAUCACUGCUAUCAGACCUGUAAAAAAUAGCCGUAUCGUCGAAAAGUUUUCCAUACCUAGUACCAUUGACGAGGCUAUUCGGCCGCAGGUUGACUUUCAGCCACUUCAAGGCGUUGAAAAGGCUGUCAUCUGGAAGACCAAGCCCAAGCCGCUCAAGUACGUAUCUCGUGGUAGUGCGACUAUCCUGUCUGUAGAAACUCCUGCUACGGCGCAUUAUAUGGGAUUUGGAGAACAGGGAGGACGAAACUUGUUCAAAUCAAAUACAUACAUGAAUUAUUUCAAUUUUGACAACAUGAAAUACCAAAAUGUCUACGGCAAUGGUCCUUUAGAUGAACGAGAGCCGCUCUACCACACAGAACCUUUUUGGAUGGAAGUUGCUAGCCACAUUGGAUUCCAAUCUGUUCUCGCAACAAUGAUUGACAAUUACUCUCAUACUUGCCUUGACGUCCGAAAAACACACCAAAGAACAAUUCGAAUUGCCACGAGGUUUAACGAGUUUAAUUGCAUGAUUGUAGCCGCGGAUAAGAUUUCUGAGCUUCUCAAUGUAUAUACAUCAAUCGUUGGUAAGCCCAGCCUGAAACCAAGAUAUGUUCUUGGGUAUCAUCAAGGAUGCUAUGGGUAUGAUACGAAAGAGGCGGUUAUGCAAUGCGCUCAGAAUUACCGCGAUGCUCAAUUUCCGCUUGAUGCAAUCCACAUAGAUGUGGAUAUUCAGAGAGAACAUAAAACUUUCACCAUUGACGACCGGCCUGGGCAUUUCCCCAAACCUAAAGAGAUGUUUGAUACACUUAGAAAACAAGGUGUAAAAUGCUGUACAAAUAUCACGCCUCAUAUUAAUUCUGCCGAAGACCCCGAGUAUACGACCCUCAACGAGCUCUUGGAUAAAAAUUACUACAUUGAAGAUAGGCGAGAUCUUGCAAAGUCAGAUUUACGCCCGUGGCAAGACAGAUAUCAUUACUGGGACUAUGGUAGACGCGUUGUAACAAAUCCGUCCGAAACAAGGCCCGACUACAGAAUACCAGAUAAGACGGAUUUAUCUGUGACUUAUAACUCUGGAAAGCCAUUCCACGGCGGAGUCUAUUACGGAUGGGGCAAUGGUGCUCCUGGAUACUACCCCAAUCUUAACAACCAUGAAGUCAGGGAGUGGUGGGGGAAGCAGUUCAAAUAUCUCUUUGAAUGCGGUGUCGAAUUCAUCUGGCAGGACAUGACGUCUCCUUGCAUCGCUCCAGAGUAUGGAGACAUGAAAUCAUUCCCCUUUAGACUUCUUCUCGACAGUGAUGUUCGACUUAAUGAACCCUAUGAAGAAGUUGCAUUAAAAAGAAAAGCUAUUGAGAUAUGGGCGCUCUACAGCUACAAUCUAUACGAGGCUACCUUUAAUGGUUUACAGAAUCUCCAUCUCAAUGGCACAUUGGCAGGAAAUAAUGAUGAGUUAAUAACUACCAACCAAGCAUUAACAGAGGCAAAUGAAUUGUCAUGGAGAAAAGGCCGACGUAACUUCAUCAUUGGAAGAGGCAGUUAUAUCGGAAGCCAUAAAUUCGCUGGUCUUUGGACGGGAGACAAUGCUUCCACUUGGGACUUCCUCUCGACCUCGGUCGUACAAGUCUUGGGCCUUGGACUAUCCGGUAACGCAAUCUCAGGACAAGAUGUCGGAGGUUUUGAAUUCAUUGAGCCAGAUCAUAACUGGGCGAAUCCGGAGCUUCUGAUCCGUUGGUACGGCGCGUACUCUCUGCUACCCUGGUUUCGGAAAGAUGGGAAACAGUUCCAAGAGCCGUAUGCCUACGACCAACAUUACCGAGACAACAUGCAUCACUUCCACGAUCCAAGAGAAGCCUUUCUCUUUCGUGCUGUGCUUCCGGUGUGCAGAUAUUACGUUCGUCUUCGUUACAGUCUUAUGCAGCUGUUAUAUGAUGCUAUGUUUGAAAAUGCCAUAACUGGAAUGCCAGUCGCUAGAUCCAUGAUCAUAACUGAUGACCAAGAUGCAACAUUAUUCUUUGAGAAUAAAUGGUUCACAAACGACCAGUACCUGGUCGGAAAUGAUAUCCUCGUGGCACCACCUCUACGCGCCGAAGCGUUUUUUGACCGCCAUGAAGUUUAUCUACCAUAUCCUGAUGAAUGGUUUCCUAUAAAUCUUUACCCCGAUGAGCCUUUGGGUACAGCUUUAAACCCAGCUAUUGAGGGCGGAAGCCGCAUCUUCUGCAAAUGCAAUAUUAGCCUCGAAGACGACCAUAUUCCUAGAAUUACUCCAAUGUACAUUCGCGAAGGCGCCAUAAUUCCCAAAAUCGAGACAAGAGCGAGUACGCCCGACUGGUACCCAAAUGGCUAUCCACAUGCGGGGAUAGAGAUGAAGGCGCCAGAGGCAAACCCAAUCACUUUCCAUGUCUAUCCGGGAAAAGACAAUAUCUAUACAAUGUACAUUGAUGAUGGCAUAUCAACGGAUAGCGAGCCGCUGUCCAAAAUCCCAAAUCUAACAAAUGACCCAACGCCUAAUGCGGAUAAGUACUGCGAAGUUCGCAUUAAGCAAGUCACCAUGAUUAAUACAGAAGAGAAGUGCACUCGAGUGCUCACAAUUGAAGCCAUACGAAAUGGCUACGAGAAAUACGAACAAAUCGUCGGCGGCGAAUACAAGGUGGUUUUCUGGCAUAAAGAAUCAGCGUAUAGUAAUGACAUUGUUGUUGGGGGCUCGCUUGGGCCCAUGUCAGUUCAGCAUUUGGAGCGGAUUCGAGCAACGGUUGUGAAAUUUGCAACGGAUAUUGUUCAUACAAAGGGUGGAAUCACAAUCACGCUUACUUACGAUAAUUAG